Colletotrichum gloeosporioides is the source of this 1200-nucleotide messenger RNA. Its product is annotated as Ribonuclease 3. Gene Ontology annotation, cellular component: nucleus. Lineage: Eukaryota; Fungi; Ascomycota; Sordariomycetes; Glomerellales; Glomerellaceae. Gene Ontology annotation, biological process: primary miRNA processing; rRNA processing; regulation of gene expression. The record is from RefSeq and is a predicted model, not a curated record. Gene Ontology annotation, molecular function: ribonuclease III activity; double-stranded RNA binding. The transcript is spliced from 2 exons. Bases 1 to 1200 code for a protein of 399 amino acids.
AUGAGCAAACGUCCCAGCUCAACUUCGGAGGGCUUGCCUCCCAGCAAGAGAAGACAAACAGACAACGAAUCCGUCGAAUUGAUUGUUUCUCAUAGCGAUGAACUCAUCAAGUGUCUCCAGGCGCUGAGCAAAUCGCCCAAGGGGACAUCGCCUCAGGGUGACAUGCUACAAAAUCUUCGAAUCCUCAGCAAAAAGCUCCUUCCGUCGUUCAAGUAUCUAGCUGGCGAAGAAGAAUAUUUGCCUGAGAAUGAGGAGAUUAAGUCAAAGGAGAAAUCUAUACACUCACAUUCACUCGAUGGGCCUCCAAUUCCUUCCCUCUCAGCCGUCCGACCUUGGACUGCCUCGGACAUUCCCGCCACAUUACCACCUCUACCCAAAAUCAACAAUCCCGUCUUGGAGGUAGCUGCCUUCACUCACCAAGGAAAGGUCAAGAACAAAGGCGACCUGAGCUACGACCGCCUCGAGUGGCUCGGAGACGCUUACGUGGAGCUAUUAUCGACAUGCCUCAUCUUCCAAACAUUCGGAGGCUUGCCUACCGGAAAGUGUUCCCAGAUACGAGAAGUCCUCAUCAAGAAUGCCAACCUCGGCGACUAUUCUACGCAAUAUAAGCUUUUCGAGAGAGCAAUCCUCCCAGCUGAGCUUGACCCGAACAGCAAGAUAGCGGUGAAAGCAAACCCGCAAGAAGUCAGGAAAGUCAGAGGUGACUUAUUCGAGGCUUAUGUUGCUGCCGUCAUUCUCUCUGAUGCAGACGGUCUUCGCCGGGCCGGAGAAUGGCUGCGCUCACUCUGGAGUAUGACAAUCAAGGACAAGAUUGAAUCUGCCGACAGGACUCCAGACAUUCAUGUUGUGAAGGAAUUGGGGAGCUCAGCGGCACCACAGGAGUCCAAGCUACCCCCCAAAGUCGAAUUAUCGAAACUCAUUGGAGCUAAGGGCAUCAACAUUCGGUAUGAAGACUUGCCCAGCGCCAAACAGAAGGACAAGUUGAAUAAGAAGCUGGCUUUGUUCACUGUUGGCGUGUAUCUGGAUGGAUGGGGCGAGAGGAACAAACUUCUUGGAGUGGGCAGCGAUCUGAACAAAAAGGAGGCUGGACAGAAAGCAGCCGCAGCUGCACUGGGCAACAAAAAACUCAUGAAGACGUACCAGGACAAGAAGGUCGCUUUGUACAAAGCUCGCGAAGACUUGGAUGGGAUGGAGCCUUAG